This is a messenger RNA of Dipodomys ordii (Ord's kangaroo rat), 252 nucleotides long. Its product is annotated as WAP four-disulfide core domain protein 18-like. Gene Ontology annotation, cellular component: extracellular region. The transcript has 3 exons. Lineage: Eukaryota; Metazoa; Chordata; Mammalia; Rodentia; Heteromyidae. Gene Ontology annotation, molecular function: peptidase inhibitor activity. The record is from RefSeq and is a predicted model, not a curated record. The coding region runs from base 1 to 192 and encodes 63 amino acids.
AUGAAGCUGGGAGGCUUCCUUCUUCUGCUGACCCUCAUCACCCUCAGCCUGGAAGUGCAGGAGCUUCAGGCUGCCGUGAGACCCCUGCAACUUUUGGGUACCUGCAUGGAGCUCUGCACUGGUGACUGGGACUGUGGACCAGGAGAGCAAUGUGUCAGCAAUGGCUGUGGCCAUGUCUGUGACACAGACUAAGGACAGUUUCUACCUGCAAAGAUGUCACUGGAACUCCUUGCCUGAGAAGACAGAUGAAAG